Ectocarpus sp. CCAP 1310/34 is the source of this 711-nucleotide messenger RNA. The record is from the annotation of a GenBank genome assembly. NCBI's taxonomy places the organism in Eukaryota, Phaeophyceae, Ectocarpales, Ectocarpaceae.
ACCCGGGUGUAGUGUUUUUAUUUUUGCGUGUCCAACGGUAGUCAACUAUGACAAACACAGGUGGCCAUAUCUCGGCGAAUGCAGAGGUACAAGCUCGCAUUGCGCGGGCGUCAAGACGNGAGGGUUACGAGUUCAUCGAUGAACUUGCGACACAUGCCGUGGGAGGAAGGGACGGAGGAACGAUGGCUCUGAAAGGAGUCUUCAAGGAACGACUUCUUCAGAUCGUUUCGGUGGCUACACAGGUGGCCAUAUCUCGGCGAGUGCAGAGGUACAAGCUCGCAUUGCGCGGGCGUCAAGACGCCGAGAACAGGCAAACAAGAUCGACCUCGAACCAGUCAUCGCCAAUGAUAUGGGGAUGGAGUGUAGACGCAUCGUAGAACGCGUUUUCGUUUGAAGUUGGCGUCUUGUUUGAGAGUAGAUGUGACAGAUUUGCGUAGAAUAGGGUAAGAUGUUAUCAUGAACGGAGAUGAAAGGGCUUUUCCAACACGGAGAUGUAGCAUGGAUCAAAGCAUUUGUUGGAUUUCAGCUUGUACAAGAGGACAUCAACGCAGUAGUAUUUUAGCAAGCUUACGAACGCAUAAAGGAUACCAUGAGGAUUGUCAUUGGUUAUAUUUCAAGUUGAAGCGGAGAUAUUUUUACGAUGUAAGUGACAGUAGAAACAAGUCCUACAUAUGUUGUUGUACUUCGUAUUGGUUUGAUAUUCAUGUAGAG